This is a messenger RNA of Ogataea philodendri, 1134 nucleotides long. RefSeq lists its product as uncharacterized. The transcript has a single exon. The coding region runs from base 1 to 1134 and encodes 377 amino acids. The record is from RefSeq and is a predicted model, not a curated record. Lineage: Eukaryota; Fungi; Ascomycota; Pichiomycetes; Pichiales; Pichiaceae.
AUGGCUACUCCCGAACUACUACAACACAUCAAGGCUGGCAACAUCCACAAGAAAGUUCCGUUUGAGACGUAUUUGACGCAGAUCAAGCCGAUCCACGAGACUCUCAAGAAGGUCGACAUCAACGUCGAGUUUGACCCUAAAAAACACCUUGCUUUCGACCCAGAGUGUCUCAACACCAUCAAGCGCACCACGAUGGAGGAGUUUGGCUGUGUUGCGGAGGACCAGAUCUCGGACGUUGGCGCAAGCGCUCCUUUCCCGCUGUUCACCGAAGAGGCGGUGGAAAUCAUGCGCGCAGAGAUCCUCAGAGAGGAGGUGUUCACCAAAUGGGCCCGCAUUUCGCAGAGCUCCACGUCGGGCCUGGACUGCGUGAUCCGCGGUCACGUGAGAACAACCUGUCCGUUCACGCGCGCUGCGUGGACCCAUCCGGCCACCGUUGCGGCGGUUUCUGCCAUGGCGGGCGUCGAGCUCGAGGUGAUCAUGGACUACGAGAUCGCCCACGUUAAUAUCGCCAUGCGGUCCGAGGACGAGGCACAGAACCAGCGGAUUUCUGCCAGAAGACGGUCGUCUCUGGCCGACAAGUUCGACAAAGAGGUUCCUGCCGUUGUUGGCUGGCACAACGACUCCUAUCCGUUUGUGUGUGUUCUCAUGUUGUCCGACACGUCUGAGAUGAUUGGCGGAGAAACUCUGAUCCAAACAGGAACAGGUGAGGUUGUUCCUGCCGCCGGCCCAGCAAAGGGAAAGGCCACCGUGCUACAGGGCAGAAAAUUGCUGCAUCUGGCUUCUGUUCCGGUCGGAUACACCGAAAGAAUCACCGCAGUCACCUCGUACAGAGCAAAAGACUCCACCAAGCCAGAAACAAGCGUCCUCAACACGGUCAAGCCAGAACGCAGCUUCGGAUCCAUCUACGACGAGUUCUACCCAGAAUGGGUCUCAUAUAGAAUGGACGUGAUUAGCGACAGAGCAAAAGCCAUCCAAAAACAAUUCAUCAAGGCCAGAGACGAAAAUAAGCCUUUUGAUAAAGACGCUGCUUUUGAAAAACUUAAGGACCUCGACGCUUAUGUUGCUAAAACUUGGAAAGAAAUGGUGGUCACCGACGAAGACUUUGUGAACCACUAUAGAAAACCAACUGUGUAA